AAUUAUGAUCUGUUGUCCGAUAUAAAGCGCAACACGGACCACCUCUCCUGCCAGGGACCAGUGCCUUAUACAGAGAUCUGCUAUAAGAACCGUGCAUCGCUGUGUUGGGAUAAGGUACCGAGAAUCACGAUGUGUUCAACCACCUGCUGGAUCGCCGUACUGGCGACAUUUGUUGCAUGCACGCGCGGUACGUCAAUCACACGUUACCAGCACUUCCCAUUGCCGAUGUGUUCCGAAGACACAGUAUGUUCUGAAAUAAGCGAGUUACCAUCUAUAAAGGAAGAGAACAAUUAUUUCAGUUGGAUGAUGUGUCAGUGUCCCGGGGAAAGCGUGUGUCCCAAGAGUCCCGGCAAACAGACCAUUGAGGUCACAGGGUCAAAAUGGUAUGGUAUGUGUAGACCAAAGUCCAACAUCCGGUCCUGUUCCCCAGGAGAAGUAGGAGAAGAAUACUAUAUGGGAGUCCGGGAAAUUCCCUUUGGAACAUUCACGAGGGUCCACUGUUUGUGCCCCCUGUUAGAAUACGAGGAAGGCCAACCCGAGAUGGACGCGUCUAACCCUAAAAGCAUCUACCAACUUAUCUGCUCCGGUACAGGACGAUUGCAAGCAGCCAUGAAAAGAGGGAGAGGUGGCAGCCGUUACGGUGGAGGCAAAAAUGGCCGUCGGUUCUACUUUUACAGGAAAUAGACAGUGCGCAUGCGCGAAUAAUUCUUUUUUGGUUAUUUCCGACAGAGAUAAAGUUCUAUCAAAUAUUCUCAGACGCUCAUUAAGGCAUUUGUAACUUGUCCCUAGUUAUUGUUUGACGUGAAAACAUAUUCAAAUUCAUCACUUACGCGUGAAGUUUUAAGGAAUGUCAUGAAUUUGUAUAUAAUGGUAAUAAAAUAUUGGAGUGAC
This is a messenger RNA of Mizuhopecten yessoensis (Yesso scallop), 891 nucleotides long. RefSeq lists its product as uncharacterized. The transcript is spliced from 5 exons. The coding region runs from base 130 to 684 and encodes 184 amino acids. The record is from RefSeq and is a predicted model, not a curated record. NCBI's taxonomy places the organism in Eukaryota, Metazoa, Mollusca, Bivalvia, Pectinida, Pectinidae.